AUGUUGUCGUUUCCCUAUCGUUUCGCUUUAUUCGCAUCGCUUCUCAUAGCCGGCGCGUCCGCCGGAAUCGUGGAUCGUUCCCGGAAAGCCGACGAGAAUGACAAGAUGAAGUUCGCGUUCGGAACGAUCGAGAACGGACAGAACUAUGGGGCGCAACCGUACUUGCAGGUGGGUAACAGAGUUGCGCGGAAGAACUCAACAGAAGAACACGGAAGAAUUUUUAUCUUUUUUAGAAAAUUUUUUCAUGGAAUGUGAUCAACUGACGAAAUGUAUAGCAAAGUGUGCUCUGCUCAUAGAAAAAUAAUUGUAAAUUUAACUUUUCAUACAAAAAAGUUAUUGAAAAUGUCCUUCCGUCUUGCCAUUUUUUUUCAGCCAUUUUUCACGGAACAACUCGAAUAACUUUUUUGUAUGAAAAGCUAAAUUUGCAAUUAUUUUUCUAUGAGCAGAGUUCACUUUGCUCUACAUUUCAUCGGUUGAUCACAUUUCAUGAAAAAAUGUUCUAAAAAAGAUAAAAAUUCUUCCGUGUUCUCCGUCGUCUUGACAUCUCCAAGAAGUCUCCCCCAGUUUUAGAUCCCUGUGGACGGGCAGAAACUCACCGUUCCCAAGGCGUUCUACCAUUACACGGAGAACGAAGUGUCGGCGGGAGCAAGUUUCGGACUGCCGGACGAGCAUCGCCUCCUCGACACUGACGGAUUGUUCGUCAACAAUCGGAAGGAGAUCAACGGGAUCUAUCUGCCGAUUCCCAAUAUGGAUCCCAUCAAUUUGCACUUUGUCAAUCAAAAGUUUGAUUUGGCAGCAUUGCCGUCUCAUUUCUGAUGUGAUUUCCAGAAUCUUCGAGAAAGGGAUCGACACUCGGGCUCAUGAGGAAUCACCGGAAAGUGUGCUCCACAGAGCCAAAAUGUACUAUUUUUUGUUGUCGUUGUUUCUCCUCAAAAAACAAUCUCAGUUUAGGAGCUGUCUGACAGAAAGUGAGUUUGAAUGUGAACGCCAACUUCUCAAAUAUCAUCGAGCCAAAAGUGAGGCUCUGAAAAGGGAGAGAAUGCCACUGCACGAGCAGUUGAUGGAAUUGGUGAGUAUAUCGCAGCUGCUGGGAGAGCUAUCAAAAAGUUGUCAACUAGGAAAUUGUUGAAUAAGGAAUUCUAUACAUUUUCUCAGUUGGGUAAUUUUUCAUAUCUUUACACACACCCUAGAUAUACCCUUUUUACGGAAAGACUGUUUCGUUUGCAGGGCCAACUCUCCUCGUCGGCCAAGAUCCACGAUAAAGAGGGCAACGGAAUGGGCGUUGUGGUCGGCAUUCCCGGAUACGAUCCGUUGUACAUUGGCGCCAAUCUCGGACACGACAACGAUCAGGACCUGAACAUUCGAUUCGCUCCGCCGGCUUAG
This is a messenger RNA of Caenorhabditis sp. 36 PRJEB53466, 1383 nucleotides long. NCBI's taxonomy places the organism in Eukaryota, Metazoa, Nematoda, Chromadorea, Rhabditida, Rhabditidae. The record is from the annotation of a GenBank genome assembly.